AUGUCUACCCCCAUGAAUUCCAGAUCACGUUCGCACUCUACGAGUCCUGGGAAGUCGGUAGUCAUGCCCUCACCUUUAUCAAUCCGAAGUGUUGAGGGCUUGAAGACAGGAUCCAGACUUCAGCCCUGUGCUGCAACACCAACAUUCGUACUGUUCGCCCAGGGCACUUCGAUACUGUGUCUGCUGUACGACUCGCUGGCGCUGGAGAGAAGGUUUGAAGGGCAUGUGGAGGAUAUUACAUUGAUAGUUGCCGACAACACCAGCGAAGAUGGUGUGGGGAGGAUAGUUAGUGUGGACGCUUCGAAGCAAGCAAUUGUUUGGGACUCGCAUACGGGUGAUGAACUCGCUCGGUACAAUGCAUUUGAGGAGAUCAAGGUGGCAGCGUGGAUGAAAAAUGGGAAUUUAGCAUUCGGCGACUCUAUGGGGAAUGUGAUAUUAUUUGACCCAUUAACUUCGGAAUCGAUAUCUGCCAGAACAAUAUAUGAUCCAUUGUGCUCCAUCGCGCCUGGUGCAGAUUGCAAGACUUUUGCCUUAGGCUACACCAAUGGCUCUGUUCUGAUUGCUGCGUUAUCCCCUUCCUUUAUCAUCUUGCAUACUCUCACCACUACUUCGCUGCAACCUUCACCCAUCGCUACUCUGGCAUGGCAUGCAUCUUCGUCUCGUCAAAAGUCUGACAUGCUUGCGACACAGACGAGGGAUGGGGAUCUUAGGGUUUGGAGUGUGCCAAAGUCAUUAGAUGCCGAAGAGGGUGCACGGGUGGUCCGCAUUCUGAAAAAGCCCGACAGCAAUAGAAAGGGUGAUAAUUGGAUGGGCUGGUCACGUAACGGCAGAAUCGUGCAAUAUUCGGAAGGCGAAACAACUGUCUGGGAUGUUCGAACUAAAAAGGUUACCUGGGAACGAGUAGGCACUUUGGAUAAUGUCUGCGGAAUUACAGUAUUUGGACCGAAGGGUGUGCUUUUCACUUUGGGAAAGGAUGACACCGUUCAGCAGUUUGCACUGUACCCGCCUGCUCUUUUGGCAAACGUUCAGCAUAUUCCUACCGUCCCUCCUCCUUCGCCGCCAGUAUCGAUCGAGGAGAAGAAGGUCGUGGAAGAGGAGCAAUACGAGGGGGUGUUCCAACACCCCUUCAGCAGGGAGGAAGAUGAAUACCUUAGGGCUACUAUGUCGCCACUCGGGCGCAUAGCUCAUGAAUUGGAACAAUUGGAGAAGAUGGAGGAUGAGACUGGGCUUGGAAUCACAAAUCUUGCGAAUGUUUCGCCACAACCGCGAACUGGCUCAUUUAGCACGCGAUCUUCGGGUGGGGCCACUAGCGGAGGUCAUCAGCAUAAUGUUUCAACAUCAUCAAAGGGCACUCAGCGCUCGAGUGGCGACAGCGAGUUCUCACAAGCGACCUCAGUCUCUACAGGCCGUAAAAACUCAUUCGGUUCUACAGGUGCACCCAUGCCUUCCCCUUCGCGCCUCCCCCAUCCUCUUCGGCAGGAAAUCCACCAAAGCCCGGAUGAGGCGAAGACGGCUACCCCGCCUCGGGAUAUCGAUUUAUUUGCCGGUUUGAGGGCGAGACUCGCAUCUGUUACGUAUCAAAGCCCACGGAUCGGAUCGCCGAAAAGUAACAUGUCGGAAGAUGAUCACCGCCAGGAAAUGCUUUUUUGCAUCUUUGGAUGGAAGGGCGACAUCGAACACUUGAUCCAAGAUCAACGUGCGUUUCAUCCCAUGUUUCACCGCAUGAGUGCCGUAAUCCUGCGCAUGUGGCUGGGUGACCUGGAUCAGAAUUCGCUAUCUGUGUUACUAGGCGCCGAUUUUUUCGUUCCCGGGGACUGGGUGUUCCUUGCUUUAAGCGCGAUGGAUGGACAAAAAUCUUGGAAUCAUGUUGUGCGAGCAUUCGUGAUGCGCCUGCUACAGAAAGGAGAACUGCAUACUGCUGUUUUAUGUCUGUUAGCCCUUGGUGACAAGAGUGAUGCGGUAGAGGUUUACGUCUCGCAUAAGAAAUAUAUGUAA
This is a messenger RNA of Tuber melanosporum (Perigord truffle), 1995 nucleotides long. RefSeq lists its product as uncharacterized. Lineage: Eukaryota; Fungi; Ascomycota; Pezizomycetes; Pezizales; Tuberaceae. The transcript is spliced from 6 exons. Gene Ontology annotation, cellular component: nucleus. Gene Ontology annotation, molecular function: transcription factor binding. Gene Ontology annotation, biological process: positive regulation of transcription by RNA polymerase II. The coding region runs from base 1 to 1995 and encodes 664 amino acids. The record is from RefSeq and is a predicted model, not a curated record.